Messenger RNA from Carassius auratus (goldfish), 6182 nucleotides. Its product is annotated as iporin. The coding region runs from base 1696 to 5298 and encodes 1200 amino acids. The transcript is spliced from 12 exons. Gene Ontology annotation, cellular component: cytoplasmic vesicle. NCBI's taxonomy places the organism in Eukaryota, Metazoa, Chordata, Actinopteri, Cypriniformes, Cyprinidae. The record is from RefSeq and is a predicted model, not a curated record.
CAAACAUAAGCAUAAAGCAUUCCUAUAAAGAAAACAAUUACAAUAACAACAUACAGUAGUGUCUGUUUUGGAAACUGCAUCUGUAACACUUUGUAAGGCCUGUCCUUAUUACACAAUAUUACAUAGUUUUGAGCUUUCUUCCAGUAUGCUUAUUGAUUUUUUUUUUUUUUAAACAGUUGAUUAUCCCCAUGUUGCCUUCAUGUCCAUGUCAAAAACAAAAUGAUUACAGGACUUCCCCUUGAAAAACAAGGUUGAUGGAGCGGUAGGAUGUUCCUGUUUGUCAUUGUUUUCUGCUUGAGCUUGAUGAAAAUGUACAGGAGGUUUAACUGACAGGCCGUCUGUCCUAAUAAUGCUCUGAAUGAUGCAUACUCCUUGAUUUGACUUUGUAUAGUACAGUACAAUUAUAAUUCAUCAUGUUUAUGUGCAUCAUUCAGUAUAUGCUAGUUGCUCUUUGUUGAUUAGAAAUGAUGGCAUACAAAUAUUUUUUCCAGUUCUACUGAUUUAGGUCAGUAGAUUACCAGUAAAGCCUGGAGCUUUUUGAUAUAUAAUCUAAUGAUGUUGUUGUUGUUUACCAUGUGUGUGGUGGAGACAAAUUAUGAGCUGUUCCCUAAUGCGUUGUUGACUUGAGAGACCGAGUCAGUCAGAUGAAGGGAUUCAGUCACCUUUCCCAGCAGUGCUUACAGCAGAUGUUUGUGAGAUUAUCCAUAUCCAUGCGUCAUCAAAGUCAAGAGUCUGUCAACUUGUUAUUAGAGUGACAGGGAGAUGAGGACAACCGGAAACAGCUGAUUAUUGUUGCAGUACAAACUUGCCUCUUUCCACUUUUUUUUGGAACUGUUCUUUCAUGUAAUAUUUUGGGUGAACCAAUCAUUUAAUCAAAAAAUGUUGAUCCAGUUCAUAUAACCAGUCUGUCUAAAUAAGUUUCUCCAUCAACAAGAUUUGGAAUAUAGUGCCUUAGUCGUAUGGACCACUUUUAUAUUGCUUUUUUGUGUCCUUGUUUGAGGUUUGGAAAGUCCAGUUCCCAUUGUAAUUGCAUGGAAAAGAGCAACCAGCACAGUCUUCAUAACAUCUCCUUUUGAGUUCCAUGAAAAAAAAAAUGCGUGUCAUACGGGUUUGGAACAACAUGAAGGUGGACUAUUCCUGUAAGCCUUUCUAAUUUUAGGCUUUGUACAUCAUCUUUUGCAUGUUCGAGAUCUGCUCAAUUUUGAAACAUUUUAGUUUCCCUUUAUCGCAAUUUUCAGUUCCAAUUCUACUUUUUAGUACGAGUCAGUGUUCAGUGCCCCCCAUGCUGAGAGCAGAGGCAAAUCUGCCAUCCCCUCAAAUAUGAUCCCUCAACAACAAAGCACUGAGCAUGCUCAGUAGGGUCUGUGAUGCUGUUGCUAUAGGACUGUGGGGCUCAGAACCACUGUACUGGGGGAGGAGGGAAUGUGUGAGGAACAGAUGAGCUGAGAGGAGUGCAGAGCAGAAAGAACUGUGACUAAAGAGGAACUACAAGAGGGACGUUACCCAUUUCCUAUCUUUUUAUAUUUUAUUUUUUUCCCUGUGCUUUGCCUCUGCUGAGUGGAUGUAGAGCAUUAGGUUGUGAUCAUGCGGUGUGUUUGCUCCAGUUACUGUACAGACAGAAUGAGAGUGUCUAUGUGCUGGCUCUCGGAUUGAUGGAGCUUUACGGCUGGAUGAAAGCAGAGAAAAUGCAGACAUAUGAGAUUACAAGGGAUUCUGCUGAGUUUUGCAUUGACUCUGUUUAUGCCACUUAAUCAGCCUGCCAUGCAAGGACCGAUGCUUUGCAGUGCUGGAGCUUAUAAAAUGGACGUCUCCCCAAAGUCAGGAGAAACUCUGAUUGUGUGCCACAUCCAUGGCCAGUCUGCUGGGGGGGACCUAUCUGUACAGACAUCCAGACGGCCACGCACUUUGAAUUUAACCCACAGUAUAUCCCUUCCUGAGAGAGGAGAUCUGCCGAGGGAAGCACUUGACUAUGGCUAUCUAAGCCACACAAGUUCAAAAGAAACAGAGCGCAAAAAGGUAACUGAAAAUUCUCGAGUGUAUGAAUCGUCCCCAAUGCUUUGUGCUUUGAACUCUCCAUCGACCAGUCCUCGACUAAAACAAGAGCCAUUGCAUCGCAGAGGUACUCCCAGGUGGCAUAACCUCUUCAUCCCUGAAUCAGAAGUGAAUGAGGAUGAAGAGGAUGAGGACUCCGAUGGAGACAACUUGCACAAGUACAAUGAGGGGUCAUCCCUUCAACUACAGGGAAAUGUGACUCAAAGUAAUAUGAAUCCUUUUAGCCAAGUCAAAGAACAGGAAAGGGCAUUUGAUACAGGUUGUGCCGAUCGCAGGGAUAGCAGAGGAACCCCUGUAUUAAUGGACUGUGAUGAACAGGAUUGGGGUGAUGAGGAAGACUUCAGCAAGCAUACUCUCGUGGAACCUGGUAACAGCUGGGCUCCAACUGAAAAAGUUAUCGAAUCCAUUACUCAAAACCAAUCAGACUAUGUCACUGAUUCUUCCUGUAACAGCUCAGAUGGAGUGCUGGUUAACUUCAGUGCCAUCUACCACAAAACCAACAAUGCAGUUCCUGCAUCUCCACUAAGUCUAGAUAGUCCCGUUCCUGGAUCUGGUAUGGUAUUACAGGACAGUUCAAACCCUUUACCCAGCUGGUCAUCUCACAACCCUGAUCCAAACUGCAACAUCUACCCAUUCAAUGAAAUUUCUGACCUCACCAUGUGUCUGCAGAGUCAGGCACGGUUAGCAGGUUCCACCCAGAAUUACUAUAAACUGGUGACAUGUGACCUAUCAUCCCAGUCUUCACCUAGCCCUCCUUGGUCCUCUUUGACCAGUUUCUCUGAGACUCAAAGCCAGGGAAGCUGUUCUCCACCUUCUGAAUAUUUCCUAUUUGGACAUUCAGAGGAAGAGGAAAGGGAGAAGCCAAAGGUUUGCCAAACUGAACACAAGGGUGAUGGGAACAUUGAAGUGAAUAAUAUAAGACGAGCUGAUAAGGACCAAUCUAAGGGAACAAAAGAGAGAAUGGCACACAUAAAAACCCAUCAUUCUGCUCCAAGAAAACAUAAUAGUUUUAAUUAUAUUAAGACUCCUCAGUCUCAGAGCUGGAUUAGCAGCCAAAAAUGUUCUACCUUAUCAAAUCUGGGAGCCCUACAAAACAGCUGUCCGAGCCAUUUAGACACAAAUUUAUCUUCACCUCUGUCUAGGCAACAUGCCACCUCUUUUGCAGAAAUUGCCCGAUGUAAGAAGGGAAAUGGAGAGCAAUCCAUCAAAAAGUACAUUGAGGAUCCAUCAGGCUCACAAUUCAUCCAAAACCUCUCUUCUAUCCAGAAACAGGAUGAUUCAGAGAUGGCAACAAAGUCCCUGAGUGCUGACAGCAGUAGUCAAUCCAAUCCACGAGGUGCUUCAUCUCCAGAAGUUGUGCGAUACACAAAAGCACAACGGCCCACCUUUCUCCCUAUUCAGCCCUUUGUGCUUCAGGCACCCUCAGGAAAACAACAGACCAAAGCACUUGGUUCCCUUCUUAAUCAGUACAUCAGCUACAAGUACAGCAAGCCUGGGUCCAUCCAAAGCUACUUGCAAAAGCAAGUCAUAUCCACAUCAGCAGCGACCAGUUCAGACACUUGUUCCACCUGCACAUCAAGUCCGUUCUUGCCCCAUAACCACUCCCAGUGUACCCAUCCCUGCACAUUUUUGGGGCUCAUUCACCAGGACAGAAAUCCUCAUAUGAGUCCAAAUAUGAGACCAAGAAGCCCACAAAGCCAAGAGCAAGCAGAUGGGAGUCCAAAGGCCUGUUCAAGUCAAACACAGUUAAGCCAAAAACAUUCUUGGUAUGGAAAACAAGCAUCUCAGAAAUGUCCACUCAAGCAAGCUCCCAUUGUUCAGACUCCGACUCCACAAUUAAUCAAAGAGGAGACUACAUGUCCUUUGGAAGCAUCCUUUCCUUUACAUCAAAAUUCCUCCCUUGCCAUUACCUCAGUCACCUCCUUGACCUCUAUCACCUCCAUUGUCUCUCCACCAUCCACUGGACGGAAAUUCCUUUGGCCUUUUGAAGCUUCAUCACAGGUCUGCACCAAUGAAAAUCCUAACACCAAUGUUCAACACUUCUUUAAGCCAAGGAGAUCACCUUGUGUUAUGAGGGAACAUCAACAUGGUGACUCAUUCUCCAUGACUGACAGACCCCCUGAAGUGUUCUGCCUCUCCCCAGAAGCCCCUUCAGAUCUUCUUUUAAUUGAUCUUUUGCACAAGAGAAGUAUGUUGAAAGCUGUGGGUUUGGCAGUGGAUCUCAUAAUGGCACAUUUUAAUUCAAGAAAAGACCCAGAAGAAAAGAUCAGACUGGGAAAUAGUUUACUGUGCACCACUAUCAGCCACCUUGUCCUUAAACAGCUCUACCCUGCAAUCCAGAACAUCCUUCAAGAUGGUUUCAAAGCCUAUAAAUUGGACUUGAUUAUUGGCCAACGGCGCAACAAACUAUGGAACAUCGUAGAGGCCACGGCACGACCAGGCGCAUCUACCCAACUGUCUGACAGCUUGGUAUCCACGAUAAAAAAAUGUUCCCAGUUAUCAAGUCGCAUUCGGCUCAGUGUCUUCAUCAUAUAUCUUCUAAACUUGCAUGCUUUGGAAUCCUGGAUCCGUCAUUUAUACAGUUGCAUUGAUGUUGUGUCAGAACACUAUCAGCAUUGGGGGUUCUUGGCUCUGGCCCAGGGGCCAACUUAUGGACCUCUGUUCCAUGAGCUUCUUCUUUUGCUGCAGCCACUCUCCCUGCUGCCAUUUGACCUCCAUCUUCCAUCCGAACCUAAUCUUCAAAGUAAGGAAAAGCAAAACCACAGAGCACCCCUGCCUCUUCGGCUUGUUUCCCAGUCAGCUCAGAUCCUGCAGAUGAGCUUGAUCCAGGAGAACAGCAGGAGUCCUACAGGUCACAGUGAUGCCUUCAGGAAAAGGGUGACUGAUGGAUUUUGGCUUAAUCAGACACCCACCUCAGAGUGUGAAACACAGAAGAAAGAGGAUGCAGCAACUGGAAGGAAAAACAAUGAGAUGCCACAAUCUUCAACAAGUCCUCUGGAGGACAAACACUUGAGUGAGCUGCGUUGGGCCAGGCUCUUCGGCGCUAAAGUUGGAACACCAGUUGGCCCACAGAAGGCACAAAAAAACAUGAGUGGACCUCUAAGAAGGCGGCCCUCAGAAUGGCUGAAGCUUGGUGCAUCCAAAGUGGAUCUGCCCGCACAGUCAUGGAUAGGAAAAUUGCCAGAGACUCAUCUGAGUGGUAACCAUGACAGAGAUACCCCAAACGAAGAUGAAAUAUCAUUCUAAAGAGCCCACAAGGAGUCUGAUUUUAGCUAGAUGGAGUAAAAGCACAAUUAAUCUAAAAUAAGUGCACCGUAUCUGUUCCCGGAUAGAAUAUUGCCUUAGUGAUUUACCAAUCAGGACAAUUUGUAUUAUACCUUGGUCUUUAAAAGGUAAAAAAAAAAAUAUUCACUAACUUUAAGCCAUGAUGAGAUAAAGUUAUUAGAUUGAAUUUAUAACACAAUCAUAGUAUAGUGUAGAGUAUAUAACAUGGAUUGAUAUCUGCCAGCUAUCUGCCAGCUAUCGAGCACAAAACUGGAACUGAGGUCCCCAGAAGUCUUUUCCAACCAAACCCUGCACUUUAUCUCUGUCUCAGGUCACUAUGUCAAGUAAAUCUAGUCAUAUAAUUUCUGCUGUUGUUGAACUAUGUGGCAUAAAAAAAAGAAGACUUUUCCUCAAGGUCUGUUUGAAAUAGUUUCUAUAACCAUUUCCAUGCAUGACACAGUAGCAUUAAUAACUAUGCAUGACAAAAAAUAGUUUUCCUUUUUAGCAUUCUGUGAAUUACAACUUUUGCUGAUUUUAUUGCAUUUUUGCACGAUGAAAUCAAUUAAAUAGCUGAUUUAUAUGAUAAAGGUGCAUGCUGAGUAGCUAUAUUUCCUGUUUCUACAGAAGGACUUGUUUCGUAGUGAGAUUUGUUGAUGACUACAUUUGUGCGUCCUCUGAUGUAAGUGACACAAAGACAGGCAAGAGCUCAUUGAAGACAAUGGUUUGAUUUUAAAGGCAGUGGUUUUUAUAUUUCCUGAUAUUAUAAUUGUGCCUGAUUGGAAACUUGUGAUAAUAAAGAUUUGUUGAGUCAUUAAUGUUCAUAUUGUGUACUUUUGUGUAUGUGUGUGCCAGAAGAAAGUCUUUUG